AAACAUAGCUUCAGCAUAAGUUUACAGAAAACCGUUAAACCCAAACCCUGUCGUUCCGCCACUUGUAAUUUCAGCCUCGUUGUGAUCACCAGAUGUUUUUUGAGCCCUAACAAUUCGUCUCGAUGCCAGCUGUAAGGGCUGGGUCCUUUGUAGGAAAACUGUAUUGUAGUCUCGCAACCAUCUGCCAACAUUGUUAAUAAAACCUCGCACGUGCCCGCACGCGACAUUUAUCCAAAACCAACAUGUACGCUGCGCACGUGCUGCGUGCGUAGCAAACGAGCAGCGGUUUCAUAGCGCGAGUUGCUUCCAGAAGACUUGCGUGGAUAUCCAUAAUUCGUUCCCAUUUGCGCACGUGCAUUGGGGUCGAUAUUUCAUCAGUUUUCGCUAAGAGAAGAUUAGCCGUGGCUCAAUAUCGCAAAUCUCGGUAAUUAAUAAACAAAUGACGCAAAAGAGUUGAUAAUAUGAACACAUUUUAGAACAAGAGUAUAAAAAAUACGUUAUGCCAAUGGCCUUCGAAGUUGGUGAGUCUGAUUGUGAUAUACAGGAGAUGCAUGAGCUCGUUGCCGGUUAUCGCGCUUGUGCAGAAGAAGCAAUCCGUUAUUUGAUAGAGGACGAAAAGGUUGCCCCUGACGACCCUUUAGUGCUCGGACUCUGGCAACAUCUCCUUUUGCAGGAGGCAGAGCUCCUGGGUAACCAUGACGACAAUCCCGAUUCGGAUGAUUCCGGUUUUGAGCUAAACGAAAGUGAUCUAAUAUCCCAUGAAAGGUCAACUCCGUGCUCCUCUGACCCUGAUGAAUUGAACAGCCCAUUGUCAUCACAGGGCGAUUAUCUCCAUACACUCUCUAGUCCCACCUCAUCAGGUGACCCCACUGGUCACCACAGUCAUUCGUCGGACAUUAGCCGAACAGCAUCUAUCUUCUCCGAACCUCACGUGAAUGUCCAGCAGAAAAGUCAAGAGGGUGAGGGUGAUCUCCAAAACCUUCCCCGGUGCGUAAAAACGACGAGUACAUCAAAACGCGAGAAUGAAAUUAUGUACGAGCAAAAGUGACCAUCUAGUCAAGAAGAAUGUGUUUCAGAGGUCUCGCAUUACCGUCAAAAAGUGCGUUGUGAAACAUUAUAUUAUAUUUAAAAACUAAACCAAAUUUUUAUACUCAAAGUUGUGCAUAUAGAGACAUAGGUUGAGUAGACUUCCCAAAGUUUGGAUGUGUAUAUAUAUAUAUAUCUAUUGAAGCUGUUCGUGCAGUAGAAUAUCAAUUCGUUAUUUUGGGUAUUUGUUGGAAACAACAACAUAUAGUGACCAGUGACACGAAAUAUGCGACGUUGAUCCCCACGAACACCACCAACUUUAAUGUUAAUUAUUAUUAUUAUUACUUGUUUAAUAUUGUACUUAUUGGCAUGCAGUAUUACAACGUUUCGUAGUAAAUUGACUAUUAAUAGUCAACAAUUAAAGAGUUUUUCUAUUGGAGAUACACGGCAAGUAUUUAUAUUAGCGAAUGUUUGCAGUAUGGUGACUCUUAGUAAUGAUUUAUGUUUCUGUAUCUUAUGUGUCUGUGUGUGUGUGUGAUUGAUUUUACUAAAGUGUGAGAGACAUUUGUAUUUCAUGUUUAUUGGUGGACUGCUAUGUUUGAGUGAUAUCAUUGGUGGAGUGCUAGUUAUUCGACCAAUCAAUGGGGAGCAGAUAUAACUAGCUCACCUUAAUCAAACAAACACAAAAACCGUCAAAUAUUCAGUGAUAAAUGUUGUAAAUUUUAAUAGAAGAGACUGCACAUUGUGGAGUGUCAAGAUUGACCUGUUGAAAUGCGACAAGCACCAUUGUCCUCGUACAGCAAAUAAACCAAAGCACGUGUUUCACGUAACUAAACGUAAUAGAUACAGAAUAUAAGAACAUGACGUACAAAAUGAAUGUAUUCUUUUUUUAGUCCCUGUAAAUACGUGUCUUCUGUGUGUAAACUUAUGAUUUCAUUUGUGACCAAAGAAAAAUUUUCUCAGUGAAUUGUUUGUUAUUUUUAUUAAUACUAUAGGAUAUUAAAAUGUAUAUGUUUAUG
Molecule: messenger RNA, 2045 nt
Organism: Limulus polyphemus (Atlantic horseshoe crab)
Lineage: Eukaryota; Metazoa; Arthropoda; Merostomata; Xiphosura; Limulidae
Exons: 2
Coding region: 500-1048 (182 amino acids)
Source: RefSeq, a predicted model, not a curated record